AUGACCUAUAAUGCUGCUCUGGAGACGCUAGGGAAGGCCGGUAUGGAGGACGAGGCAUGGGCGCUGCUCGAUGACAUGUUGGGUAUGUCAAUAUCUCCCGAUGUACAGACAUUCAAUCUGUUGCUGCUUGCCACACGGAACGCAGGGCUCGGACCAAUGCACACAGUACUCGACCGCAUGGCAGAGCUAGGAGUCUCUCCUGACGUUACCACCUACUUCCACGUCAUCAAGAAGUUCGUUCAUGCUGGGAACCUCGAGGCAGCCAUACGCGAACUUGUUGAGAUGGAGGAGAGGGGUCUGUCUGCGAAAGUGGAGACCGCGGAGGACAUCAUCUCUCUUGCUGCCUCUCAGGGCCACCCUCGUCUCGCAAUCGACCUAGCUGUUAACUUCGAGGCUAGUUCAAUCCGAAGAUUAAACUCAGCCGUUUGGGUCAAGUGCCUAAUUGCCGCCACAGAGGACCUCUACGUCAACGGAGUGGAGCUUCUCUGGAAUAAAAUUGUCAACGAGCUGAAACUUACCCCGGACGAAGGCACCUGCAUCGAAGUCUUGCAUACGGCCGGCCGCCACGGUCUCCCCGAACUCUGCCUAGACUCCCUCCGCAUCCUGCAAUCCAUCGGAGUCACCCUCCGCGAAUACCAUUUCGCCCCCGUUGUGGAAGCCUUCUGCCGACUCGAUCGCCUCAAGGAAGCCUUUGCCAUCCUCUCCCUCAUGCGCUCACAAAGUCUUAUACCUACGAACGAAACCAUCCAACCCAUCCUCGACACCAUCCGCGCUUCUCCUGAUUCUGUUGAUACCGCUUGGACCGCUCUCGAAGAACUGGAGAAGGAAGGCAAGCCUAUUGACAUCACUGCCGUUAAUGCGAUCAUUCAGGCUGCUGUGGCCCACGGAGAUCUACAGCGCGCUGUCGGCAUCUAUCAGAUCAUCCCCGAGUUCAAGAUCAAGCCCAACGUCGACACGUUCAAUGCGCUCUUCUCUGGAUGUAUCGCCACUGCCCACAAGGACUUGGGCGAGAAGAUCCUCGGGGACAUGAAGGAGGCCAAGGUCAAGCCGGACGCUCAGACCUAUGAGCGUCUCGUCGUCCUUUCGCUCUCGGGAGAGACGUACGAGGAGGCAUUCUUCUACCUUGAAGAAAUGAAGGCUGCGAACUUCUACCCUCCCCUUUCCGUUUAUGAGUCCAUCGUUGUUAGAUGUGUGGAUGCUGGCGAUACGAGGUACAAGAUCGCGUUGGAGGAGUUGAAGGAGUUCGGGUAUGAAGUCUCUUCGAAGUUAGAGGCUUUCAUUGGCAACAAGAUGGGUGGGCAGAAUAAACCGAAGGAUGUCCCAGUGAGGAACACUAGGGGAUCGGGCAAUGAUGAAAGGAGGGGUGCUCCAGGAGAGGGACGUCGAGAGGGCAGUGAAAGUGGAGGGUUUAUGACGCGCCCUAACAGCAGGUCAUAG
Messenger RNA from Stereum hirsutum FP-91666 SS1, 1437 nucleotides. RefSeq lists its product as uncharacterized. The record is from RefSeq and is a predicted model, not a curated record. NCBI's taxonomy places the organism in Eukaryota, Fungi, Basidiomycota, Agaricomycetes, Russulales, Stereaceae. Gene Ontology annotation, molecular function: protein binding. Bases 1 to 1437 code for a protein of 478 amino acids. The transcript has 3 exons.